Molecule: messenger RNA, 1076 nt
Organism: Punctularia strigosozonata HHB-11173 SS5
Lineage: Eukaryota; Fungi; Basidiomycota; Agaricomycetes; Corticiales; Punctulariaceae
Product: NIPSNAP-domain-containing protein
Exons: 9
Coding region: 157-918 (253 amino acids)
Cellular component (GO): mitochondrion
Source: RefSeq, a predicted model, not a curated record
GCCACUGGCAGACCAUCAAGGUCGCAAACCACGCGCUUUUCCUGCACCGUAUCCUUCGACUCUUACUCUUGGUUUGCUUUUGCUACGAUGAUAUCUGCUCGAAGUGCAACAAGGGUCAUCAACACAAGUUUCGCGUCGAGGACUGCUGUGUCCAGGAUGGCACUGAAUCCUAUUCGAAGCAUCUCGGUUCAAUCGAUACUCCAUGGUUCUGAAGAAGCAAAGGCGGAGGGUGAGGUGGAGAUACAACAGCAUUCCAGGAUUGUGGGAAGGGGCAAGUAUGUCCACGGCUUUGAGAUUCAUACCGUCAAACCUGAGGCUGCGGAGAAAUACAAGAAAGCAGCAGAGCAAUAUUACGCCGCCAUUAAGGACGACUCCGAGCUGCACGUGAAGCUGACUGGUAGCUGGGAGACAGUCGUCGGCCGACAGGACACUUUCGUUCACAUCCUCGAAUACGAGAACUUUGGAGGAUACGACAAGAGCACCAAAUUGAUAGCGAACUCCAAGCACGCCAAAGCCUAUCGAGAAUUGCUUCCGCACCUGACCAGUAGAGAACUGCAGCUGUGCCAGGAGUUUGCCUUCCUGCCCUCCUCGCCCCCGCGCGAAGCAGGAGGUAUCUUCGAGUUGCGGACGUACACCCUCAAGCCCGGCACUCUCCUGCAAUGGGAGCAUACGUGGCGGAAGGGGAUCGACGCCCGUCGCCAGUUUGUGGAGCCCGUCGGGGCUUGGUUUUCGCAAGUGGGCCGACUCAAUCACGUCCAUCACCUGUGGCAGUAUCGAUCUCUUCAAGACCGGAAGGAAACCCGUGAGAAGGCAUGGAAGCUCGGUGAAUGGGCUGAGACCGUUUCCAAGACGAGUCAGAUGGCCAAGUUCAUGGAAGCGAAUGUCUUGGUCCCACUUCCAUACAGCCCACUUCGUUGAUGUUUAGUCGCAACUACUGCUUUGCCUUGCGUAUCGAUAUAAGCUCAGACAAUUGUCCACGGGCCGAAUUUCAAAGUCGGUCAAUUAAGUGACUAGAGCUUUCGGACGACGAUCUACCUCGAAUUACUAUGUAACUAGCUUCGCAAACUAAAUAAAGA